GCUGCUUCCCCCAGGGCGCUAGAAACUGUUUCCAUGGCAAACGGAAUCAACUCGCCGGGAGAAGCGGAGACUGGGCCGUGGCGCGUGGAGGGGGGCGCGGCCCCGGCACACAGGAGGCCAGCCUUGUCUGCAGAAGGAUAUCAGGGUGGCCUGCAAGCUUGCAUUCCUGAUGGCAUUUGCACCUCCCAAAAACAUGGAUGGCCCCAAACUGCAAACCAAGAUGAGCACAUGGACACCUCUGAACCAUCAGCUUAUGAAUGACAAGGUAUUUGAAGAAAGAAGAUCCUUGCUUGGAAAAUGGUUUGACAAGUGGACAGAUGGUCAGAGGCGAAGGAUCCUGAUAGAUUUGUUAGAACGCUGCUCCCUGUCACAGCAGAAAUUCUGUUAUAAACAGUUGCAGGACCGAGUUCCAGUUGAAGCCCUGGAUUUCACCACAAAGCUUCCCAGAGUGUUGUCUUUAUACAUUUUUUCUUUCCUGGACCCCAGGAGUCUCUGUCGAUGCGCACAGGUGAGCUGGCACUGGAAAUAUUUGACAGAGCUGGAUCAGCUCUGGAUGCAUAAGUGCCUGCGUUUUGGCUGGUACAUCAACUUCUCUCCAACCCCCUUUGAGCAGGGAAUCUGGAAGAAACACUACAUUGAGAUGGUGAAGGAACUUCAUGUGACAAGGCCCAAGACCCCUCCAAAAGAUGAAUUUGUGGUCAUCGAUGUCCAGCCAAUAGCAAGAGACGUCCCCGAGACAAAACUAUCUCUUUCCUCGGUUCUCCGAUCAGCAUCCGUGCUAGGAAAGAGGACAGACGAGAAAAAAGAGCUCCCACCAUGGCGGUCCUCGGAUAAACAUCCCACUGACAUUGUCCGAUUCAAUUACCUAGACAACUACGAUCCAAUCGAGCAAGUGAGGCAGGCUAGAAAGAAAGGAGGAGGACUAACCCCAGACCUCAGCCAGCAAGCAUUUGAGAAAAAAAGGAAACCGAGCUGUGCAUCUUAUAAGCUCCGGAAAGCAAAAUCACUGCACUCUGCGGCUGAAUCACCAAGAACACAGGAGUGCAAAAACAAGCUGUCCCUAUCUGCAGAUCUUGGCUCUAGCCCAAAAGGACCAGUUCGCCCACGUUGGGCUACUCACCAAUCAACAGGGUAUCCUGUUACCAAAGCAACAGCUAAGAUCCUAGCUCAAAGUGCCCAGUGGAAUGCUGGGAUACGACCAGCCCCUGUUCGAGCUCCAGUACCAAAGCUGAGUGAAAGAGGGAAGAAGGCCUUUGCAAGGAUGAGCAGAAGUUCUCCAUCAUCCCCACUGUUUGAAGCUCAGCCCUGGCAAAUUCCUCCAUCGGACCAUGGAUCUGAUGCAGAGUAAGGGAGUGAUUAACCUCUGGCCUAAUUUGUUGGCCUGUGUUUAUUAAGAACAUCUAGUGCCCAUCUUUAAAAAAGGGAAGAAGGAGGAUCCGGGGAACUACAGGCCAGUCAGCCUCACCUCAGUCCCUGGAAAAAUCAUGGAGCAGCUCCUCAAGGAAUCAAUUCUGAAA
Molecule: messenger RNA, 1517 nt
Organism: Dermochelys coriacea (leatherback sea turtle)
Lineage: Eukaryota; Metazoa; Chordata; Testudines; Dermochelyidae
Gene: FBXO16
Product: F-box protein 16
Exons: 10
Coding region: 170-1348 (392 amino acids)
Molecular function (GO): protein binding
Source: RefSeq, a predicted model, not a curated record